This is a messenger RNA of Knipowitschia caucasica, 243 nucleotides long. The record is from the annotation of a GenBank genome assembly. NCBI's taxonomy places the organism in Eukaryota, Metazoa, Chordata, Actinopteri, Gobiiformes, Gobiidae.
AUGAGCCUCCUGCGCCACCGCCAUCAGCCUCCUGCGCCGCCGCCAUCAGCCUCCUGCACCGCCGCCAUGAGCCUCCUGCGCCGCCAUCAGCCUCCUGCGCCGCCGCCAUCAGCCUCCUGCACCGCCGCCAUGAGCCUCCUGCACCGCCGCCAUGAGCCUCCUGCACCGCCGCCAUCAGCCUCCUGCACCGCCGCCAUGAGCCUCCUGCGCCGCCGCCAUGAGCCUCCUGCACCGCCGCCAUGA